AUGCUAACAGAUAAUGGCCGUAGCGGCAAUAGAAUAUCUGUGAUUCCCAUAGUUGGCAGGGGUGGGAUUGGAAAGACCACACUUGCUCAACUCAUUGACAACGAUGAAAGAGUGAAUGGAUACUUUGAUUUGAAAGCAUGGGUUUCUGUUUCUGAUGAUAUUAAUGUCUUCAAGAUAACCAAAACAAUAGCAGAAAGGAAUGAAGAUUACUUUUUAUGGGAAGAGCACAAGAAACCUUUUGAAUUUGCAGCAUAUGGAAGUAAAAUUAUUGUGACAACACGCUAUGACAGUGUUGCAUCGGUGAGGAGGAAUGAUAUCCCAUCUUAUCAGCUGCAGACAAUAUCUGAUGAGAAUUGCUGGAAUUUAUGUGUGAAGCAUGCCUUCAACAAUGUAGAUCCAUGUGCCCAUCCAAGAUUAGAAGAAAUUGGAAGACAAAUUGUCCAAAAAUGCAAAGGUCUUCCUUUGGCAGUAAAAUUAGUUAGUAGCAUUUUACGUUAUCAUCUAACUCUGGAGGAAUGGGAGAAUGUACUUAAAAGUGACAUAUGGGAGUUGCCCGAAGAAAAAAACAAUAUUCUUCCAGCUCUAUGGUUGAAUUAUCAAUAUUUGCCUUCACAUCUCAAAUGA
Ziziphus jujuba (common jujube) is the source of this 624-nucleotide messenger RNA. Its product is annotated as putative disease resistance RPP13-like protein 1. Bases 1 to 624 code for a protein of 207 amino acids. NCBI's taxonomy places the organism in Eukaryota, Viridiplantae, Streptophyta, Magnoliopsida, Rosales, Rhamnaceae. The transcript is spliced from 2 exons. Gene Ontology annotation, molecular function: ADP binding. The record is from RefSeq and is a predicted model, not a curated record. Gene Ontology annotation, biological process: defense response to other organism.